UAAAUUGCAAGGCCAACGUGAGCAUGAUUUCCACAACAUAGCCUUAUUUGUUUUCAGCUUCGAAAUCUUCCAUUUGAAUAUCUUCGGUUUCUGAGAGGAAGAGAGUGGGAAAAUGGCCAUCUUCACGACUGAAAAUCCCUGGGUGCUUAUUUUUGGAGUUCUAGGUAAUAUCAUAUCCAUCGUGGUCUUUUUGGCCCCAGUGCCAACGUUCUGUAGGAUAUGCAGGAAGAAGUCAACUGAAGGGUUUGAAUCAGUUCCAUACGUGGUUUCUCUGUCCAGCGCUAUGCUUUGGCUGUACUAUGCAUCCCUCAAGUCUGAGUCCAGCGCUUUCCUGCUUAUCACGGUCAACUCGGUCGGAUGUGCUGUAGAGACGAUCUACAUCGCUCUCUACCUCACGUAUGCUCCUAAACAAGCCAGGGUACGUAGCCACAGCGUUGUUCGUGAAGAAGACACCUAA
Eucalyptus grandis is the source of this 457-nucleotide messenger RNA. Its product is annotated as bidirectional sugar transporter SWEET12-like. Gene Ontology annotation, molecular function: sugar transmembrane transporter activity. Gene Ontology annotation, cellular component: membrane. The transcript is spliced from 3 exons. Gene Ontology annotation, biological process: carbohydrate transport. Lineage: Eukaryota; Viridiplantae; Streptophyta; Magnoliopsida; Myrtales; Myrtaceae. The record is from RefSeq and is a predicted model, not a curated record. The coding region runs from base 113 to 457 and encodes 114 amino acids.